This is a messenger RNA of Trypanosoma theileri, 768 nucleotides long. Its product is annotated as protein ARV1. The record is from RefSeq and is a predicted model, not a curated record. NCBI's taxonomy places the organism in Eukaryota, Euglenozoa, Kinetoplastea, Trypanosomatida, Trypanosomatidae. Gene Ontology annotation, biological process: regulation of plasma membrane sterol distribution; sterol metabolic process; sphingolipid metabolic process. Bases 1 to 768 code for a protein of 255 amino acids. Gene Ontology annotation, cellular component: cortical endoplasmic reticulum; Golgi apparatus. The transcript has a single exon.
AUGCCUCGAUGCAUUGAGUGUGGGUUCGAUAUUGCGCGAAUUGUCCAUCCGGAGACAGAGAUGGUGGAAAAAUGUCCAACGUGUGGUCGCUGCUGCGACAAAUACUAUGAGUUUGCUUGUGUUCAGAAGUGGAUAGAUGUUGCUAUUUUGGAAAGACGUGCUUGGAUUCAUGUAGUCUUUAAUCAAACAAAUAUUUUACCAUCACUUUUACUUGCGGCAUUGAUUUCAUGCUUGGUUGAGGCUUACGUGGUGCGGACCACAUCAGUAUACGCUCUCUUGCAACGCAAGAGUGUUUACUUAGAAAAAUCUAUAAUCGAGAACACAAGUACAUUGGAAAGUCUUCAAAUUGUGAGAAAUCUUCGGCCAGACAUGAUUCCUCUAAUGAUGUACUGGAGCACUUGGCCUGCACUAUUUUUAUACGCGUGUACGGAAUAUUUGCUUUCUCUAGUAGCUGCUAUUUGGCUCGGGGUACAGUUAAAACGCGGUGUUGACGGCGGGGAAGAUGAUGCAGUGAUGAUAACAUGGGCAAAAUCUGUAAGUCUUGCCCAUACUGCAAAACUAGGAUACCUGCUCUUCUUGGUAUGGCGUAUCCCUAUCCCUCUGGUGGUGGUGGUGGACUUUGUUUUUCUCCUUUGGACGAUACGAGGAUUUAGUAUUACAGCCAAUCAUACUACUCGUUUUUUCGCCUUCAUUGCGGUAUCAGUUUGCCUUUUAACCCGUGUUAUUUUCCGUCAUGUCACAGGGUGGAGCCCACAACUUAUAUUCUAA